This is a messenger RNA of Siniperca chuatsi (mandarin fish), 1801 nucleotides long. RefSeq names its product RAD1 homolog (S. pombe) (gene rad1). NCBI's taxonomy places the organism in Eukaryota, Metazoa, Chordata, Actinopteri, Centrarchiformes, Sinipercidae. The transcript is spliced from 7 exons. Gene Ontology annotation, biological process: DNA repair; DNA damage checkpoint signaling. Bases 136 to 975 code for a protein of 279 amino acids. Gene Ontology annotation, molecular function: 3'-5' exonuclease activity. Gene Ontology annotation, cellular component: nucleus; checkpoint clamp complex. The record is from RefSeq and is a predicted model, not a curated record.
AGACUCUAGAAUGGGAUCACACAUGCGCAGAACCUACUUCCGUUGAAUAAAUAUAGAAGCGGAAGUUGUUACCUACUGGGGGCGCCUUUCUUCAAACAGAGCCGUAUGAGUGUCUGAAUUACAAUUUUUGCCGCAAUGCCUCUGUCAACCCAGUCGCAAGCCGAUAAUGAACAAUACGUUUUAGUGGCCAGUUUGGACAAUGCUCGCAAUCUGUCCAACAUACUGAAAGCCAUCACCUUCAAAGACCAUGCCAUCUUCAGCGCCACACCCAACGGCCUGAAGGUCACUGUAGAGGACUCCAAAUGUCUGCAAGCCAAUGCCUUCAUCCAGGCUGAGAUUUUCCAAGAGUUCACCAUAAGGGAAGAUUUGGUGGGUUUUCAAGUCAAUCUCACUGUUCUGAUGGACUGCCUCAAUAUCUUUGGAGGAAGCACAGUACCAGGAGUAUCAACAGCUUUACGGAUGUGCUACAGGGGGUACGGUUACCCUCUAACCCUGUUCCUGGAGGAGGGUGGGGUGGUGACUGUGUGCAAGAUCAACACACAAGAACCAGAAGAGCCUAUUGACUUUGAGUUCUGCAGCACCAACGUCACAAACAAGGUGAUCCUGCUGUCAGAGAGCCUGAAGGAAGCCUUCUCUGAGCUGGACAUGACCAGUGAGGUGCUACAGAUCACCAUGUCCCCCAGCCAGCCAUACUUUAGGUUGUCGACAUUUGGGAACUCUGGAAAUGCCCAUUAUGAUUAUCCCAAAGACUCUGACAUGAUGGAGCUGUUCCGAUGCACCAAGACCCAAACCAACAGGUACAAGAUGUCCCUGCUGAAGCCGUCCACCAAAGCCCUGGCUUUGUCCUUUAAAGUCUCUGUGAGGACAGACAGCAGGGGCUUCCUCUCUCUGCAGUACUUGGUCAGGAACGACAACGGACAGAUUUGCUUUGUAGAAUAUUUUUGUUGUCCUGACGAGGAGGCGGAGGAGGAGUGAUAACAGUCCAGUGAAUUCCCAUUUUACAUAAGCACCUUAACUUCAGUGGUGGCCAGUUGCUUUGAAUGAGAAGGCAGUCUGCCAGAGGAGGCAGUACAGCCAGUGGGUUGCACACAGGAAAGAAAUGCUGGACUUAAUGGGCAUAAUGGAUAAUGGACACAGUGGGAAAGGUUGCGUUGUUUUAACAUUAUCAACUGGUUCAUCAUUUACCAAACAAUCACACUUGAGUGGAGCAUUACCACUGGAUUUGUGGAAAGAUAAUGUCAACUUCCUAGUCUUGUUAUGUACCUGUUGUAGUAGUAGUAGUUAAACCACUACAAUACUGAGUUCAUACUUUCAUAGAUACAGAAAGUCAUUGUAUGUACAGUUACUGUAUUUUGUAUUGUUUGUUACUAUGGAGACCCAGGUAUUUUGUGUCAGAAGUCCCUCUACAUGUAAACAUUGCCUGUAACUUCAUGAGUCUACAUGGUUUGUAGUCCAAUUGCAGCCAUGAUCUGGCUGCGUUCAGUAUUUGGUCUCAUCUUUCUGGAGCUUCUUCUGACCUGGCCCAUAAAACAAGACAAGGCACUUUAAUACAUGUUUCUCAAAGUGUCUAGUGUAGUGUGUGUGUGUAUACACUGUACAGUAUGUCUACUCUCCACACGCCUUAGAUUUCUCUGCACAUACAUUGCUCUAAUUGUCCAGGUUGAAUGUGUAUGCUGACACCUUUUGACAACCAUUUGUUUGGCGUAUACAUCAGAUUAUAUUGACAGUAUGUUUGAAUUGUUUUAUUUCCAUGACAUAGAAAACAACUGUAGUUAAAAGCAAUAAACUUUUUUUACAUUAA